AUGUGAAGUAAACGUGGGCAGCAGAGUGUUUGUUCGGACAGCAGAGGUCGUGUUUUCACCGUCUCCUCUGUGAACCGGAACGAUAUGGUUUCACCUUGGGUGCAUGUCGCUGUGGAGAGAGACACACACUUUGUUUUAGCUAGAAAUUUGACAUUCAAAUGAAAGAUAAAUGUCUCUGUAGUAUUGCAGCGCGUCUGACUGUUUUUCAAACAGAGAGGAAACAUGAAACAAGACGUCCGGAUACUUUUAUUGGGGGAGCCCAAGGUGGGAAAGACAUCACUCAUUAUGUCUUUGGUUGGAGAGGAGUUCCCAGAAGAGGUUCCAUCCAGAGCUGAAGAGAUCACUAUCCCUGCUGACGUGACUCCAGAGAAGGUGCCCACACACAUAGUGGACUACUCAGAAAAAGAGCAGUGUGAUGAAGUCCUUAGAGAUGAGAUCAUCAAGGCUAACGUGGUGUGUGUAGUGUAUGAUGUCACCAACGAAGACACGAUAGAAAAGAUCAAAACUAAAUGGAUACCUUUAGUUAACGGAAAUGCAGAGAAAGGGAACAAAGUUCCCAUCAUCCUUGUGGGAAACAAGUCUGAUCUGCGCUGUGGGAGCUCAAUGGAAACCAUUCUUCCCAUUAUGAACCAGUUCUCUGAGAUUGAGACAUGUGUUGAGUGUUCUGCAAAGAACCUGAAAAACAUUUCAGAGCUGUUCUACUAUGCACAAAAGGCAGUUCUUCACCCCACUGCCCCUCUUUAUGACCCUGAGGACAAACAGCUAAAACCAUUGUGUGUCCGAGCCCUUAGCAGAAUAUUCUACAUUUCGGACCAGGACAAUGACCGUAUCCUCAGUGACGCUGAACUCAACAGCUUUCAGAAAUCUUGUUUUGGGAAUCCUCUGGCACCUCAAGCCUUAGAAGAUGUGAAGACAGUAGUUUGGAAGAACACCAGCGAUGGGGUGCAGGACAGCGGCCUGACCCUAAAUGGUUUCUUGUUCCUUAAUACAUUAUUUAUCCAGAGGGGCCGACACGAAACCACGUGGACUAUCCUCAGGAGGUUUGGUUAUGACGACAACCUUGAGCUGACUGAUGAUUACCUUUACCCUGAACUACGAGUUCCCGUCGGCUGCACCACAGAGCUCAAUCAUUUAGGUCACCAGUUUCUCCAGCGGCUGUUUGACAAGUACGACGAAGACAAAGACUCUGCCCUGUCGCCGACAGAGCUCAGGAACCUAUUUUGCGUAUGUCCUUACAUGCCAUGGGGUGCAGAGGUCUAUAUGACCGUCCCAACCACAGACGAGGGCUACAUCUCUAAUCAUGGCUACCUUUGUCAGUGGACGCUUUCUGCAUACCUUGACAUCCACCGUUGCCUGGAGCACCUAGGAUACCUAGGCUACCCUAUCCUCACUGAGCAGGAGUCACAGAUUGGCGCAAUCACAGUAACACGGGAGAAAGAGGUGGACCUGGAGAAGUGCCAGACACAUCGGUCAGUGUUUCUCUGCAAAGUGAUCGGACCACGGGGAACAGGCAAGACAGCCUUUCUCCAGGCCUUUGUGGGCCGCAGCGUUGUGGGGAAUUCCAGCAGUGCCUUCUCACCCUAUGCCAUAAACACUGUCCGAGUCAGCAACCAGGAGAAGUACCUUAUCCUCAAUGAGGUGGAUGUGGAGGUGGACUUCCUGAAGGCAUCAGACGCCUCCUGUGAUGUUGCUUGUCUCAUGUACGACACCAGUGACCCACAUUCCUUUGACUAUUGUGCCAGUAUAUACAAGCAGCACUACAUGGAGAGCAACAUCCCAUGUGUGCUGGUCGCCUCCAAGGUGGACGUUCCUGAGGUCAAGCAAUUCCACGGGAUGACUCCAGCAGAGUUCUGUUAUAAACACCGACUGCCUCCGCCGCUGCCCUUCUCCAGCCUGUUCCUUGACUCCACCAGCAAGAACAUCUACACCAGGCUUGCCUGGGCAGCAAUGUACCCACACCUAAAUGGUUCAGACAUGAGCAACACUUCAUUCUGGCUGAGAGUGGCGUUGGGGUCGGCUGUGGUUGCAGUUCUGGGAUUUGCCAUCUACAGAGCUGUUGCCAGACUGAAAUGAUCAACAACCAGCUGAGCUUCUUUUUAUUUUAUUUUAUUUUAUUUUUUUCAAGCCUGACACUCUAUACAUACAUCCAUCAAGACCAAACCUCCGAGACCAGAGCCAAAACCACCGCAGUCUGAACAAGACCUAGUCUGCAUCAUUUUACUUUUUACCCUGAAGGCUCCCUGGAAACUCUUCAUAUCUAUCCUUCUUAGUGUCUGACUUUUUCACUUUCUCCUAUGCUCUGAGUCAGUUGAUUGCAACAGUCCAAAGGCAAUUGGAAGCUAGUGAUUAUAUUAUUCCCCAUGCUGCUGUGCCCAGCUUUUUCUGCCUUACAUUGUCCAACCAGGCUAAGUAGGAGUUAGCCUGUCAGCGCUCGGUGCAUUGAUACAUGAAGAACUGUUCAUGUCCAACAGGUGCUUUAUCAGAGGGGAGGAAAUGCAGGAAGACAGUUGCGUCUAAUCUAUUGCUUUCCCCUCAAUUAUCUGUUAAAUGUUAAUGGUGAGAUUGGAGAAGUUUUAUAUACAUGCAGUGUUUCCUAAGCAUAAUGUAGAAAAAUGCCAAAUUGACUAGACUGAGGAACCAAAGGGGUAGCACAUUAAGCAUUUUUAACAGAGCAAACAUCCUGAAUGGCUGCCAUUGAAUCUCUGGCUGGAACUCCUCAAUGAACAACACUUCCUUUUGACCAUGCCACCACAGAUACAAGAUUUUUAUAUCUGAUUUGCCAAAUAACUCCAGCAGCAAUGAGUAGUGAUAGCAUGUUAUUUACCCCUUAGGCAUAUUAUUUUGCCUGAGAAUGAAACAUUUUAAUGUUUUUAGCAGUAAGGCCUCCACUGAUCUGCUGUGGCAGGGAGAGAUGUGCAUGAAGAAACAUGGCAGUUUGUUUAUGCAUCUGCAAGUAGUCAGAAAAUAUUUUUCCUAUAAAAGGAGGCCGAGCAAACCUCCAAAAAUGACAAAAUGUUAAAGAAAAAUCUGGUCAAAUUUAUCUCUGCUUACGCUCAGUUUCCCUCUGUUCACAUUGAAAUUGAAUUAAUUAAUUUUUAUUCAGAUUGAAAUUGAUUGAUGAUCUGUGCUUUUUUUUUCUAUUUACAUACACCUGACACUGUGCAUACACUUUGACCUUGUUACAUAAUCUGCCAUUGUAUCAUUUUCCAAAAUGAGUCAGUCAUGUUAAUGUCUGUUUUGUUGCUUAAUUUAGCUGGGGGCCUGCUGCUCCUGCAGGAUACACUUGUGUGACUUUUGAAAUAUGGCUGUUUUCUUACUGAAAGUGAACUGAUUUAGAUGCUUAAUAAAAGACCAGACCAGA
Messenger RNA from Siniperca chuatsi (mandarin fish), 3361 nucleotides. RefSeq names its product ras homolog family member T2 (gene rhot2). The record is from RefSeq and is a predicted model, not a curated record. Gene Ontology annotation, cellular component: mitochondrial outer membrane. Lineage: Eukaryota; Metazoa; Chordata; Actinopteri; Centrarchiformes; Sinipercidae. Gene Ontology annotation, molecular function: calcium ion binding; GTP binding; GTPase activity. The transcript is spliced from 19 exons. Bases 223 to 2073 code for a protein of 616 amino acids. Gene Ontology annotation, biological process: small GTPase-mediated signal transduction; mitochondrion organization.